Messenger RNA from Labrus mixtus (cuckoo wrasse), 1239 nucleotides. RefSeq names its product RAB34, member RAS oncogene family b (gene rab34b). The coding region runs from base 144 to 911 and encodes 255 amino acids. The record is from RefSeq and is a predicted model, not a curated record. Gene Ontology annotation, biological process: phagosome-lysosome fusion; endocytosis. Gene Ontology annotation, molecular function: GTP binding; GTPase activity. Lineage: Eukaryota; Metazoa; Chordata; Actinopteri; Labriformes; Labridae. The transcript is spliced from 11 exons.
AGUCUAUAGAGACUCACUGCUUCUCUGUGAGCGUCGUUUUGUUUGGAUUUGUUUUUUGUUUUUUUUGUCGACAGUCUUUGGAUAUCACAUCACAUCCCAGACCCAGUUCACUCCAGCCAGCUCGACACUUUGAGUGCUAGAGCAUGUUGCCACCUGUGAAGAAGGACAGGAUCAUAACUCAGCUCCCACAGUGUUUCAGUCCAAAUGCAGCCCUGCACACCAAAGACGGCUUCCAUCCACAGGUGAAGGCUGCUUGCCAGGUGCAGAAGACAGGCACAGUAAGCUUUAAUAUCGCCAAGGUUAUUGUAGUGGGAGAUGUUGCAGUUGGAAAGACGUGUCUGAUCAGCAGGUUUCGUAAAGGUGCAUUUGAAAAGAACUACAAAGCAACCAUCGGGGUGGAUUUUGAGAUGGAGCGUUUUGAAGUGCUCGGUGUUCCCUUCAGCUUACAGCUGUGGGACACGGCCGGUCAGGAGCGAUUCAAAUGCAUCGCUUCAACAUAUUACAGAGGAGCUCAAGCCAUUAUAGUUGUGUUCGACUUGAGCAGUGUAAAUUCUUUAGCCCAUGCCAGACAGUGGCUGGAGGAUGCUAUGAAGGAAAAUGACCCAUCCAGUGUUUUAUUGUUCCUGGUCGGUACUAAGAAGGACCUCAGCUCUCCUGAUCAGUUGGCUCACGUCGAGCAGGAAGCCAUCAGACUGUCAGAGGAAAUCAAAGCCGAGUACUGGGCUGUGUCUGCCAUGUCAGGAGACGGUGUCAGGGAUUUCUUCUUCCGCGUGGCCUCUCUGACUUUUGAGGCCAAUGUUUUGUCUGAGCUGGAGAAAACUGGCUCGAGGAACUUUGGAGACAUAGUCAGGCUCACAGACAGCACAGAAAACAACCACAAACCCAUCAAGAGGAGCUCCAACUGCUGCUGAGACUAGUGAACCAACGACUGCCGUGAUACACUCUGCGCCGACUAAACAGCAACGAAUUACGCUGAAGGAGAAACUGAAAUAAGAAUCUGCAUGCUCAAUGACAUCUUGAAUCGAGCCUUUGAAAAGCAGCAUCAUCUGCAUUUUAUUGCAUUUGUAGUGCCUGCAGAUAGCAUGAGAAGGAGCUAGUUCUGUUUCAGAUAAUGAAAUUGAGCUGUAAACAGCCAUAAGUCUUCUCAGGGAUGUUUGUACUGCCGGCCUGGGUUACAACAAAUAGAGCUUUGUGAUAUGCUUGUUGAACAUUUAUGAAACGAAGGACAUUAUUCUCCUC